Messenger RNA from Nomia melanderi (Alkali bee), 1769 nucleotides. RefSeq lists its product as uncharacterized. Lineage: Eukaryota; Metazoa; Arthropoda; Insecta; Hymenoptera; Halictidae. The record is from RefSeq and is a predicted model, not a curated record.
UAGUGACUGAGGAACUCCUUGCAGUUCAUCCCCGCUAGUAUAAUCGCGAAUAUGCUCGCCGCGAGCGUUCCGCGCGUACACACGUGACAUAAAAACGUUUCUUAAACAAACACGUAACAAUUCCUUCGCGUGUCUAUCUCCGCGCGAUUAAACAUCUUCGAGUAAACAUUACAACAGCGACAUUGGCAUAAUUCCGCGUCUGAAUACGCAGAUUGACAUAGUGGCAACUAUCGCCGAUAUCAUCAGAUCCUUACAAAACAAACACACCAGUGACAGUGUCCCGUUUUUCAUCAUGACACAGAGGAACGUCCAAAAGACAGACUGCCCCGCAUUGUGAGGAACCGUGUCAUCGUUCGUUGUACCUAAUUAUUGAAAAAUUUCCAGGGGACCGCCGGUUUUCGAAAUUCGUUCCAUAAAUAGCGAACGCGCGGGAGACAUUAAUGGAUUCAAGAUGGAUAUCGGUAGGAGAAUGAAUCUGAUUUGUCUCGCUUUGGUGAUGCUGAAACUCGCUCGCGCGAGAAUGCAAGGAACUGGCGAGUCGAGCGGCGAGUACCUGCACAAAGCGAUGAUGGAGCUGCAGGAGUUCAACGUUCCUCCCCCGGUGAACGUUUACAAUCAGCUCUGGAGCAACGGCUACGAGAACGCGGCUCACAGUGGGAAACAGGAUCACCCGGUGCAGAGGAUCAACAUGAACCCCCGGCAGAAGUAUAAAAAUCAAAGCUACAACAUCCUGAUCGGCGGAAGUCCGGACGUGCAUCGGUACGAUGGAAGUUUCCCCGGUUAUCAUCAGCCUCACGAGUUCGCCAUUAAAGCGCAGGACCCGGAAGUGCUGGGGUUCACGCGGGCGGAACUGGCGUCGAUGUACAAAGACGCGUUGCAAAGGGGAUCGUCGGUCAGCUUCUCGAGCUUGACGAACGCUUUGGCGUCCGGCGAGAUUCCUCAGGUGACGCAGACUCACGUGGAAUUCCCGGUUAAGUCUCCCAGCUACCAGUAUUAUUUCUUCCCGUUGAAGAGCUUCAUGUCGGAGUUCAAGAAGGACCAUGGCUACAAGACAAUCCCUAUCUCCGCGUUCCCGCACGCGCCGGCCGCAUUGCCCAGCACUCCGUCGCUGUUCACGUCGAACCCUCUGUUCGUAGCCAUAAGCACCUUCGUCACCAUGGCGGUUCUCUUCAUGAUGAGCGUUUUAUUUUUACCAAAGUUCCCCUUAAUCGAGACGCUGCUGCACUCGCGGGAAAUCCAGGACGAUUUUCUUCACUUGUCGAACGCCAUUGUGAACGCCAUCGACCGGUACAAUCUGCUGGAGGCCCUCAAAGGACAGCGCGUGGAGUAUAUGAGGUAGCUCCGUGACAUGGCAUACAAGUAUUCUAGGAUAAACGAUGAAACUCGAGAGUUUAGUACAGUUGUUCGUACUGGUAGUUCCCCUUAAGUUAAUCGGACUGCAGAUCUUUAUACGAACUUCGAUUUUCAUGGGUGAAUCCGUUGUUGGUUAAAUUGAAGAUGAAAUAAAAAUGUUAUUUGAUCAGUUUAUGAGUUUGCGUAUGCCAUAAAUGUAUAAACGUCUGCAAUCUAUCCUUAGAUUAAUGUCUGUAAGGUACAAACGAAGAUGAAGUCAUAUAACGUGUAUUUUUUAACAUGUAUUUAAUGAUAACAUUUAAUCAAUAUUUAGUAAAAUCUUCACAAGAAACAACAAUAAACUAAACAAAACAAGUUUUAUUUGAUAACAUCAUUAUACACUACACUUUUUUAUUCUUAGAAAGAAAUGUAAUGUU